This is a messenger RNA of Trematomus bernacchii (emerald rockcod), 10373 nucleotides long. RefSeq names its product low-density lipoprotein receptor-related protein 1B-like. The transcript has 53 exons. Gene Ontology annotation, molecular function: calcium ion binding; protein binding. NCBI's taxonomy places the organism in Eukaryota, Metazoa, Chordata, Actinopteri, Perciformes, Nototheniidae. The record is from RefSeq and is a predicted model, not a curated record. The coding region runs from base 79 to 10290 and encodes 3403 amino acids.
CGCACCUGCAGCAGGUGAAGCUGAUUAAAGCAUUUCCUGCAGGUGAGGCUGUUUCUCGCGACGAGCCGCCGGGCCAACAUGGACUUUCGACACUUAAUUUGCUCGAUUUUCCUGGCAAUUCUGAGCAUUUCCCAAGGACAAAUGUUGGGAUGCAGACCAGACCAGUGGCGGUGUGACGAUGGAAACUGUAUCCCGGAUAUCUGGCGAUGUGAUGGAGGUGGAGACUGUCUGGAUGGAUCUGAUGAAAUGGAUUGCAAAGCACUUCCUGGCUCUCCUGAAUGCCCCCCCGGACAGUUCCCUUGUGUUGACUCUGUCGGCUGCGUUGACGCCUCAGCUCGCUGUGACGGUACAAAGCAGUGCCCCACCGGCUCUGAUGAGGAGAACUGUGCAGCGACACAGGGAUGCAUGGACUCUGACUGGACCUGUCGAAACCACAUCUGUAUCCCCAAAGAGCUGCGCUGCAAUGGACUGAAUGACUGCCAGGACAAUUCUGAUGAGGAGGACUGUGGACUGUGUGGUGAGGAUGGCAUACGGUGUCCUGAUGGGACGUGUCUGAGUUCAGACAAGCGUUGUGAUGGGACGUUUCACUGCUCGGACGCCAGUGAUGAGCCCAUAACCUGCGGUCGUAUUUGCUCUAUGAACAACGGCGGCUGCAGCCACGUGUGUGUCAAUGAGCCCUGGGGAGCUUUGUGUACCUGUCCCGCUGGAUAUAAGCUCUCUUCCAAUGGAGCAGUCUGUGAAGAUUUGGAUGAAUGUGCUCCCCCCUCCGCCCCCUGUAUGCAUCACUGCGCUAACACUGUCGGCUCAUACUAUUGCCAGUGCAGAGACGGAUUCAAACGAAAUGGAGGCACUGCAUGUUUAGCUACAGGUAACGCUACCAGACUGCUGAUAGUGCAGAGGAGCUCUAUGGGGCUGUUAAAUGUGAAGUCUCAACAGUUUGAAGUUAUCCACACUCCAGUUCCUGACCCAGUGGCUUUGACUUUCGACGUUUCCCGAGGCUGGUACUACUGGGCCGACAACCGUGGCAGCAUUUACAAAAGUAAUGGACAGCAGAGCUGGACAACAUUUACUGGUGAGCCUGGAAUCACGGGUCUAGCUUGCGAUUGGCUGAAUGGAAACCUGUUCUGGUCCAAUCAGAAGACCGAGUCAAUCUACAUGCAGUCAGCUGACGGGAGAAGUUUCACUACACUGCUGAGCAAACACAACAAACCAUCAGAUGUGGUGCUCAUACCUGUGGAGAGCCUGAUGUUCUGGUUCAGUUCUGGCCCGGGGGACAGAGUGACGAUAGAGAGGUCGUGGAUGGACGGGUCCGAUGGAAACACUCUGGCGGUGCUCACAGCCCAGGCGGCCCACAGCCUCACUGCAGACAUCGCUGCCAGGAGGCUGUACUGGAUCAGCAACUUCAAGAAGUCCAUAGAGAUGGUGACGAUGGACGGGACCGGCCACCUCUCCUUCACAGGCCUGUUCAGCAGGGGGGCGGCUCUCGGCCUCGCUGUGUUUGAGAGCUCCUUCUACUGGGUCGAUGACAGAGGACUGUGGCAGGUCCCACAGACGCAGCCAAACCAGAAGAAAUUUCUUUUGAAAGGGGCACUGCCGACACUAGCCGUUUACCAUGAGCUCCAGCAGCCUCAAGGUUCUACCGCAUGUGAAAAUACUCAGUGUCAGCUCUGCCAGCUAACUAAAAGAAACCCGGUGGGAUUCACCUGCGCUUGUCCGAACGCCAAAAUGCUGUUGCCUGAUGGGACAUGUCAAUACCCAAGGUUUGUUUAUGCCACCAACAUGGACAUCAACCUGCUGGAGAUCAGAGGGAGAAAUUACGAUCAAACCCAGCUGUUAAGCACUGGCGACGGGAUCCUGUCCUUUGACCUGGACUGGUACAGAGACUGGCUCUACUGGGCCAACCAAACCGGCCAUAUCCAACGCACCAGUCUGACCGAGGUCAAGACUGAGGUGGUCCCAACACCUCUGCCAGUUUGUUUGAUUAAAAUAGACCAGAGGAAAGGGAGCCUCUAUUGGGUGUCAUGUGACCAAAACAGCAUCGGCACCUCCACAGCCGACAGCCUGAACCUGCAGCAGCUGUACCGUACGACCAAGAAGAUCACAGACCUGUAUCUGGACUGGCUGAGGGGGGGCAUCAUCUGGUUGGAGGAAGACCGAAUCCUCACCAUGAGCAUGGCGGGAGGAAGUGCCAAAGAGCUGCUGCAGUUGGCAGACGAAGUCCAGGGGAACAUCGUCUUCGACCUCGGGGCUAACAGCCUGCUCUGGAACUCAAAAAGGGCAGGUUUGACCACGAUGAGUUUGCUGCAGGCGAAAAGCCACAAAGCUGGCAGGAGAUGGAACAUUUCCGGCUCAGUCAUAUCUGCCUUUGAGCCCUUCCUGCUGUCCCAUUCGGAUAAUGUCCUGACUCUGUGGGACCGGCGUGACGGGAGGGCCAUCCAGGACAUGCCUGUGAGAGGGCGUGUGUUCAGUGUCAUCCUUGCACUGAAGAACGUCCGCCCAGUGCCAGAUACUCCAGUUUGCACUGAACCCUCUGUGCUGUGCCGACACACAUCACUCUGCCUCUCUCAAGCCCAGCUGUGUGACGGGAAAAAGGACUGCCCUGAUGGAGACGACGAGGAUGGUUGUGUAACCACAUGCCCAUCUAAAGGAGAUUUCAAGUGCAAGGACAGUAGGAGUUGUGUCCCCAGGGUUCUCGUCUGUGACGGUCGUUCUCAUUGUCGUGAUGGCUCAGACGAGGUCAACUGUCCGACCGUAGCUUCAGUUGGAGUUCCGUUAAACACUCUGAAGUGCCGCACGGGCUCCAAGCUGUGUGAAGACGGGACUGAGUGUGUUUUAUACAGCCACGUGUGUGACGGGGAGAAGGACUGUCAGGACGGAUCUGAUGAACAGGGAUGUGAACCACUCAAACCUCCUGCUCCAGUCGCGCCGGCCUGCAGCAGCCCUGCUGUGCUCUGUCCCAAUUCUGCUGUUCAGCUCUGCAUUUCUCCGAGUCAGUUCUGCAACGGGCUCAAAGACUGUCCUGAUGGCUUUGAUGAAAAGAACUGUGUGAAAAGGUGUCCCUCUAGAAGCGACUUCCGCUGCAACGACCGCCGGAGCUGCGUCUCGCAGAGUCUGGUUUGUGACGGUCGCUCUCAAUGCAACGACGGCUCCGAUGAGCUCAACUGUCCGAACGCUACCCCUCCUGCAGCUGGAGCAAACGUCCUGAAGUGUCGCAUCGGCACCAAACUGUGUGGAGACAGGACAGAGUGUGUCCUCUUCAGCCACGUCUGUGAUGGAGAGAGAGACUGCCGGGACGGAUCAGAUGAAGUAGGAUGUGAUGCUACAAACACUGUCUCUACCAGUCUUCCAGAAAAUGUGCGCUCAAUUCAAUCACCUCCACCUGUCGAGACAUUUACUCAGCCCCCCACCAACCCCCCCUGCAGCAGCCCUUCAGCUCUGUGUCCAGGCUCCUCUUUAUGCAUCAGCCCGACACAGUUUUGUGAUGGAAGGAAAGACUGCCCUGAUGGGUCUGAUGAGAACUGUGUGAAAAGAUGUCCUUCCAGGACUGACUUCCGCUGCAAAGACCGUAGGAGCUGCGUCUCGCAGAGUCUGGUUUGUGACGGUCGCUCUCAAUGCAGCGACGGCUCAGAUGAGCUCAACUGUCCGAACGCUACUCCUCCUGCAGCUGGAGCAAACGUCCUGAAGUGUCGCAUCGGCACCAAACUGUGUGGAGACGGGACAGAGUGUGUCCUCUUCAGCCACGUCUGUGAUGGAGAGAGAGACUGCCGGGACGGAUCAGAUGAAGUAGGAUGUGAUGCUGCAAACACUGUCUCUACCAGUCUUCCAGAAAAUGUGCACUCAAUUCAAUCACCUCCACCUGUCGAGACAUUUACUCAGCCCCCCUGCAGCAGCCCUUCAGCUCUGUGUCCAGGCUCCUCUUUAUGCAUCAGCCCGACACAGUUUUGUGAUGGAAAGAAAGACUGCCCUGAUGGGUCUGAUGAGAACUGUGUGAAAAGAUGUCCUUCUAGGACUGACUUCCGCUGCAAAGACCGUAGGAGCUGCGUCUCGCAGAGUCUGGUUUGUGACGGUCGCUCUCAAUGCAACGACGGCUCAGAUGAGCUCAACUGUCCGAACGCUACCCCUCCUGCAGCUGGAGCAAACGUCCUGAAGUGUCGCAUCGGCACCAAACUGUGUGGAGACGGGACAGAGUGUGUCCUCUUCAGCCACGUCUGUGAUGGAGAGAGAGACUGCCGGGACGGAUCAGAUGAAGUAGGAUGUGAUGCUGCAAACACUGUCUCUACCAGUCUUCCAGAAAAUGUGCACUCAAUUCAAUCACCUCCACCUGUCGAGACAUUUACUCAGCCCCCCACCAACCCCCCCUGCAGCAGCCCUUCAGCUCUGUGUCCAGGCUCCUCUUUAUGCAUCAGCCCGACACAGUUUUGUGAUGGAAAGAAAGACUGCCCUGAUGGGUCUGAUGAGAACUGUUUGAAAAGAUGUCCUUACAGGACUGACUUCCGUUGCAAAGACCGUCGCAGCUGCGUCUCGAAGAAUCUGGUUUGUGACGGCCGCUCUCACUGCAAUGACGGCUCCGAUGAGCUCAACUGUGGGAGCGUAGCUCUGCUUGCACCUCGAGGUAACGUCCUGAAGUGUCGCAUCGGCUCACGGCUGUGUGGAGACACGACAGAGUGUGUCUUCUUCAGUCACGUCUGUGAUGGAGAGAAAGACUGCCGGGACGGAUCAGAUGAAGAAGGAUGUGAUGUCUUAGAGGUUUCCCCUACAACUGCUACAGAAAAUGUCCGGCUAAAUGACACCCCUUCACCUGUGGCACCCUUCACUGAGCCCCCCACCAACCCCCCCUGCAGCAGCCCUUCAGCUCUGUGUCCAGGCUCCUCUUUAUGCAUCAGCCCGACACAGUUUUGUGAUGGAAAGAAAGACUGCCCUGAUGGGUCUGAUGAGAACUGUGUGAAAAGAUGUCCUUACAGGACUGACUUCCGCUGCAAAGACCGUAGGAGCUGCGUCUCGCAGAGUCUGGUUUGUGACGGUCGCUCUCAAUGCAACGACGGCUCAGAUGAGCUCAACUGUCCGAACGCUACCCCUCCUGCAGCUGGAGCAAACGUCCUGAAGUGUCGCAUCGGCACCAAACUGUGUGGAGACGGGACAGAGUGUGUUCUCUUCAGCCACGUCUGUGAUGGAGAGAGAGACUGCCGGGACGGAUCAGAUGAAGUAGGAUGUGAUGCUGCAAACACUGUCUCUACCAGUCUUCCAGAAAAUGUGCACUCAAUUCAAUCACCUCCACCUGUCGAGACAUUUACUCAGCCCCCCUGCAGCAGCCCUUCAGCUCUGUGUCCAGGCUCCUCUUUAUGCAUCAGCCCGACACAGUUUUGUGAUGGAAAGAAAGACUGCCCUGAUGGGUCUGAUGAGAACUGUGUGAAAAGAUGUCCUAGGACUGACUUCCGCUGCAAAGACCGUAGGAGCUGCGUCUCGCAGAGUCUGGUUUGUGACGGUCGCUCUCAAUGCAACGACGGCUCGGAUGAGCUCAACUGUCCGAACGCUACUCCUCCUGCAGCUGGAGCAAACGUCCUGAAGUGUCGCAUCGGCACCAAACUGUGUGGAGACGGGACAGAGUGUGUUCUCUUCAGCCACGUCUGUGAUGGAGAGAGAGACUGCCGGGACGGAUCAGAUGAAGUAGGAUGUGAUGCUACAAACACUGUCUCUACCAGUCUUCCAGAAAAUGUGCGCUCAAUUCAAUCACCUCCACCUGUCGAGACAUUUACUCAGCCCCCCACCAACCCCCCCUGCAGCAGCCCUUCAGCUCUGUGUCCAGGCUCCUCUUUAUGCAUCAGCCCGACACAGUUUUGUGAUGGAAAGAAAGACUGCCCUGAUGGGUCUGAUGAGAACUGUGUGAAAAGAUGUCCUUACAGGACUGACUUCCGCUGCAAAGACCGGAGGAGCUGCGUCUCGCAGAGUCUGGUUUGUGACGGCCGCUCUCACUGCCACGACAGCUCCGAUGAGGACGACUGCCCGAACGUAGUUUCAUCUGUAGCUCGAACAAACGUCCUGAAGUGCCGGUUGGGCUCAAAGCCUUGUGACGACGGAAAAGAGUGUGUUUUGUACAGCCACGUGUGUGACGGAGAGAAAGACUGUAUGGAUGGAUCUGAUGAACAGGGAUGCCAAGAAAUAUGCAAACAAGGUGAGUUUCAGUGCGCCCAUGGGAAGAUGUGCAUCCCUGCAGCCGAGGUGUGUGAUGGCAAGCCGCAGUGUCAGGAUCAGUCGGAUGAGCGGGACUGCUGGAUCAAAACCAAGAGCUGCGAGCACCGCUGCGGCAAGCGAUGCAUCCCAAACACAUUCCUGUGCGAUGGAGAGAAGGACUGCCUGGAUGGGUCGGAUGAGGCGGGCUGCGAAUCUGUUACUGCUGCAUCAGCGUCUCCUGUUCUCACCUCCACAUCAUCUUGCAUCGCUCCAUCAGUUCUCUGUCCAGAUUCAGCUCUGUGUAUCUCUCAAAGCCAGCUGUGUGAUGGAAAAAAAGACUGCCCUGAUGCAUUUGAUGAAAAUGACUGUAUAAGCCAAUGCAAAAAUCCAGGUGACUUUAUGUGCAGCGACCGCAGGAUGUGCCUCCCUAAGUCAGAAGUGUGUGACGGCCGCGCCCACUGUCCCGACGGCUCGGAUGAGAUGCAGUGCCAAUCAGAAGAUCCUAUUGCUCCCUCCUCCAACAAUGCGCUCGGUGCCAAAUCCGCCCCGUUGAAGUGCCGCACAGGUUUCAAGCUGUGUAAAGACGGCCUGGAUUGUGUUAUGUUCAGCCAUCUGUGUGACGGAGAGAGGGACUGCAACGAUGGAUCAGACGAAGUGGGAUGUGCCGCCAAGUGCAAAACAGAUGAGUUCCCGUGUGCUCACGGGAACAGAUGCAUCCCACCAGAGAAGGUGUGUGACGGGCAGAACGACUGUCAAGACCGAUCUGACGAAAUGGACUGUUCGAGUCAGACCGAGGGCUGCCGUCAUCGCUGUGACAACAACACUCGCUGUAUCCCGGACACCUUCCUGUGUGACGGAGAGAGAGACUGCACCGAUGGGUCUGAUGAAGAGAAGUGUGGUUUGGUGUCCUGUGCCAUGGAGCAUUACCGCUGUAUCAGUGGUCAGUGUGUGUCCGAGGCCCUGAGGUGUGAUGGAUACGCGGACUGCAGCGAUCGUUCUGAUGAGGCGCAUUGCAUGAGACCCCCCCGCUGCCCCACACAGCUGAGAUGCGCAAACAGCCACGAGUGCCUGCAGAAAGAGUGGCUCUGUGACGGCGAAGACGACUGCAAUGAUGGAUCAGACGAGAAGAACUGCGUGUUGUCGCCAGCAAAGUGCAGGGAGUACCAGUGGCAGUGUGGAGAAAGCAGUCAGUGCAUCCCUCUGUCAUGGAGGUGUGACGGGAAGACAGACUGCCACAACGACAUGGACGAGGACAAAUGCAGCCAGAGAAUUUGCCCCUCUCACCUUUUCCAGUGUGGCAGCGGUGAGUGUGUGGACCCCAGCCUGGUGUGUAAUGGCCUCACCAACUGUGCCGACCGCUCAGACGAGGGCGCGGGAUGCGCUCAACACAACUGCUCCAGCCCGUCAGCUCCGCGCUGUGAGGGCCACUGUGUCAGCACCCCAAACGGACCGAAGUGUUACUGUGCUGCUGGUUUCAGACUACAGUCCAGUGCUGUGUACUGUGUGGAGAUUGACGAGUGCAAUACUGUGCCGCAGGCCGUGUGCAAACACACCUGCCUGAACACCCAGGGGUCCUACAUCUGUAGCUGCUUUCCUGGCUUCUACCUGGAGCCUGACAACAAAAGCUGCAAGACCAGAGACGAGCCUUGGCUUCUGGCCUCGGUGCAGUCCGAGCUCUUACUGCAGGGAGUCCACAGCAGCACCUUGCGUCUUCUGUCCUCGGCCAACCGGCCCGUCUUCUCUCUGGAUUAUCACUGGGCUAAACAGAGAGUUUACUGGCUGAGCCCCGACUACCAGAGCAUCCGCUGGUCUGACAUGAAAGACUCAAACAGCAAAGGGACACUCAUCAAAGGAGUAAAGUCUGACUCCAUCGCUGUGGACUGGAUUGGUAAGAACCUGUACUGGGUGGAUGGACUGGUGGGCCAGAUUCUGGCUGUGAAGCUGAGCGAUACCUCGGUGACAUCCCAGGACUACACGGUGGUGCUGGGAGAAGACCUGGAGCAGCCCAGCUCACUGGUCCUGCUGCCACAUAGAGGGCUGAUGCUUUGGUCUGAGAUCGGCAGCACCCCUCAGAUCGAGCGCUCCGGGAUGGACGGAUCGAAGAGGAAGGUGGUGGUGAGCAAGGGCCUCAACUGGCCAAUCGGUCUGGCCUACGACCUCCUGGACAACCGGGUGUACUGGGCCGACGAGAAGAUGCGCUGCAUCGGCUCCACCUCUCUGGAUGGAGAAAAUGUCAAGAUCCUCCAGUUGGACGAAACGCCAAGUCCUUUCUCGGUGGCCAUCUUCAAUGACAGAGUCUACUGGUCCGACACUAAAAGAAGAACCAUCCGCUCAGCUGAUAAGAACACCGGCAAAAAUCAAAAGGUUCUCCUGAAAAGACCAGGGCAGCCAUUUGGGCUCAAACUGAUGCACGCCCUUUCCCAGCCGGACAUAUCCAGUCCUUGCGAGCAGCGUCACUGCUCCCACCUCUGCCUGCUGGCUCCGGCCACGAGACCCUCGGGCCCCCCUACAGCAGUGUGCCGAUGCCCAAAGGGGCUGCUCCUUUCCAAGGACAAGAAGACCUGCUCUCUGCCUGCGGAUUCAACCUUCAUCAUGCUUCUGUCUCGCACCACAGUCUACCAGGUCCACUUAAAUUCCAUGCGUCGUGAGGGUAUUGCUCUGAAAAAGAUGCCAAACGGCAGAGUCUUAGCCCUGCCCGGGGUAACUGAUGCCUCGGCACUGGACGUGUCCAUCCAGGAGCUUUCUGUGUUUGUGGCGGAUGCAGGACAGGGAUCUGUGGAUGUGCUGAAGCUGAGCGGCUCCACGUCGAGACAGGGACUGAUUCCUACAGGACAAAUCCUAAAGCUGGGGGACGAUGCGGUCACAGCUCUGGCAGUGGACUGGGUGACCUCUAACCUCUACUGGAGCAGCGUCGCCAGGCCUGAUCUUCAUGUGACCUCCCGGAAAGAUGCCUACACCACCUCGCUGCUGCAGGGAUCACUGAAGGGCACCACAUCCAUCGCCCUGCACCCCCCCUCGGGACUACUUUGCUACACAGCAUUUGUGGUGGCAGGUGGGAAGAGCCAGGUGAACUGCGCCUGGAUGGACGGCCGUAACAAAGUGGUGCUGUGGAGGAGGUCGAGCAUCCCCACCUCACUGGUCUUCUCCCAUCAAGAUCCAAACAGGGUCUACUGGGCUGACACAGGGGAAGGUGUAAUCUGCUCUAUAAGAGUGGAUGGAACAGGAUACAAACAGUACAACACCGGGCCUGGUCUGCUCAUCUCCUUCACGUAUACUGAGAACAUCCUCCUCUGGGUCAGCCAGGACAAAGAUGUUGCCAAACUGUGGUUCAGUGACGGCCUCCAGCCCAACCAAAUGUGGUUUGAGACAAAGACCAGUUUGGUGGAAGUGAAAGCUUACAGCACCGACAGUCAGUACGGAACUAAUAGUUGCUCCAAGAACAACAGCGGAUGUGUCCACCUGUGCCUGCCCUACCCCGGGGGCAACACGUGUAAAUGUGGUCGGGGUUUCUACGGUGCUUCCUGCACCCCGCUGCCCGCCUGCCCCUCUGGAGAAGAGUCCUGCUUCGACGGUAGCAAGUGCUUCAGCAUCAGCAAGUUUUGUGACGGCCACAUGGACUGUCCUGACCAGUCUGAUGAACAGGACUGUCCAAACCCUAACUCUGCAUCUCCCGGGAGCAAAUCCAGCAACGUCCGCCCUCUCCCCGAAGCCAAACAGAACUCUGUCCCCUCAAUAAAAAAGUCCUCUACAUCCUGUGAUCUCCAGCUGUGCAGCGGCCACGGCAGCUGCAUCACGGAGGGCAAAACGGCCCGCUGCCAGUGUGAAGACGGUUACAAGGGAGAGUCCUGUCAGGAGGCAGAAACUGGGAAAAGCCAUGUGGGGAUGAUCCUGGGGGUCUUCUGCCUCCUGGCUGUAUUGAUAUCGGCGGGAUUUCUUUACAAUAGAAGGAGACAAGUGAGGAAUACCUGGGUGACGAUCAGAAGCAGAUCCUCAGAAAAGGAAACUCUGAUGGCCAACAUGGGUCUGCCGUGUGAACACUACGACUCCGACUGCGAGGAGCUGGAUUCCCCGGUGGAUACGAAGAACCCCCCGCUCGUGAUGAAGUCUCUACAGCUCACAUAGAAGUUCUGCUUCCUGAAAUAAGGCGUCCUGUAAACACCCAAGACUCUUAUGGUGCAAUAAAAGUGAAAAACAUUUAACCAAAA